UGAAUUUCAAAUUGUACAAUUGAGUCUUAGUGCCAUUUACAGUUAAGAUCGGAGGAGAACAGACGGAUUCUAACGAGACAGAAGGGAACUACUUCUUGAAAGACAAUAUGGAACAUCUUACAACUAAUUUAAUUCUGCUAGCUGUAAUAAUUUCGUGUGUUUUCGCAUUGGUACCAAAAUCUAAAAUGAAAUGUGAAUGUACGUGUUCUCCUACAAGUAAUCCAUCAAAGAAAUAUCUUGCUGUUGGAAAUUUGGAGGCUUCUUUUAAACCCAAGACUGAAACUGUAAUAAAAACACAAACAAUUCCUCCAAGUGUUCCACAGGAGUUAUUAGAUUCGCCAUUCAGGAAUGUGGACUCUUCUACAAAACAGGACUCAAAGAGUCCUAUAAGCAAAACUAUUAAAGAAUCGGAAGCAGAUUCCAAGUCUUUACCCAUAAAACAGAAAUUACCUAUUGUAAAGAAGGUAGCUAUACCACCGGUGCCACCUGUACCGCCCGUACUAAGUUACUCCUCUAAUCCAGUGAUAGAAAGCACGGUAUCACCGACAACUGCGACGGUACGAACCGAUUCUCCUAAUGACCUAAGUGUAACUCCGUCUGCUUUUCGAAAGGCACAGAGGAUGACGUUAAAAGAGUCAAACGAACCUCCAAUAAACAAAGUUCUAAAAAGCCCGAUAGAUUCCCGGAAAAUUAAUCAGUUGACAAAAUCAGAGGUUAUUACACUCGAUGAUAUCAUUUUCGGUAAGGUGCCGUAUGACUUUGGUUCUAGAGGUAUUCAAAGAAAAUUCUUGACUGAAACGAAAGAACUGGACGCUAAAACUAACACACCAAGCACACUGGAUUACUCGAAAACAACUGUAAAUAAAACCACUUCUGCGAAGACAAUGAUCACGGAAACAACAGCCUCAAAAACGCCUAAAUCAACAUCGGGUGCACCUGAAACGACUAUCUUAGAAACUACAGUUACUGAAACCACGACCCCAGAAACAACAACCAUCGAGGAAACUUCAUCUACCACAAGCCUUCCGACUGAAAUGUUAUUAUCAACAACACCAACAACAAUAACAACUACAUAUGCGCCUACAACUAUGCCGACGACAACCAAAUCGAAAUCUAAUCGUGGACUUUUGCCACUUUUUAGAACAGCAUACUCAAAAAAGCCAAAGAAUCCAGAAACACCUAAGACGACAAACGCUCCAACUAGUCUGAAUAGCAAACCUGAAACCAAAACAGUUACAACAAUAAAAACAGUACCAACAAAAACAACACCAACUCCAUCAACCACAACUCAAAAGCCAACAACAACAACAAGAGCCCCUUCCUCCACUAGAAAACCGAGACCAACACUUCAAACUACACAAAGGCCUUCAACGAAAAAACAACAAACGGCUCCAAAGAAAUCGACGUACAAUGUACAACGUCCAAAACUUGACAACUCAGCUCAAAGUAUUGUAAAGUCACUUAUUUCUCAAAAUCAAGUUAAUCCAUCGUAUUCUUUUAGUGAAUCUUUCAAAAGAAACACUAUUAAAAACCUACUUGAUGCUUUUAAACCAAAUUACAUGAAAAAAAGUCUAUACACAGUAACGCCAAAUCCACGACCAAAACAAGCCGAAGUCGUCCAACCCUACCGUCCUCCAGCAGCCGGACCUUCGAGGAUGCAACUUCCUGUUAGUGAAAUUCAGUUUGGGCAUUUUGAUGAGCGAGUAAGUCGAAUCGCUCCAACAUACCAAGUACACUCCCUGGGAUCUCUGUCUAGUAUGCGCGGACAGCCACCUCCUAGUCAACAAGUUGCUGUUGUGAACUCUCAAAAUUCUCCACAGCAAGUCGUCUAUCAAGACCGAGUACAAAGUAGUCCGGAACGAAUGAACUGGAAUCCAGUUCAAGAGGCAAAAAAAUGGGGAGAACCUGUUCGAGAGGCCAAAAAAUGGGGAGAACCCCCAAACUGGGCACUUUCACAGCAACAGGUACAGCAGUCACCGUUACAACAACAACAACAACUAGCCUGGAACUCACAGAACCGACAAUCAUGGAACUCACAACAACUUCAACAACAACAACAAACAAACCUUGAACCACAGAAACAGAGUUUUCCUUCGCCUGGUUUCGCAAUCGCAGGAGAGACUCCGCAAGUACCACAAAAAAUAAAUCCUCCCUUCCCAGGCUUACAAUUACCUCCUAAAAGUCAAAGCCCUAUCGACUUCCGUGUGCAUUAAUCAAUGUUAAUAAUUUAUCAACAUUAGUGUUGGUGCUUUAAUCACUAUUUAUGGACUAUUGGUUUUGUGAGGAGCUGUGAUUGUGUUAUUUGUAUGAAUUCAAUAAUUUUGUUAUUUUUAUUUAUUAUUUUUAUCUUAUUUCAAUUAAACAUCCUUUUUAUACUCUUA
Molecule: messenger RNA, 2381 nt
Organism: Saccostrea cuccullata (small rock oyster)
Lineage: Eukaryota; Metazoa; Mollusca; Bivalvia; Ostreida; Ostreidae
Product: mucin-2-like
Exons: 2
Coding region: 108-2213 (701 amino acids)
Source: RefSeq, a predicted model, not a curated record